Messenger RNA from Apis dorsata (giant honeybee), 6156 nucleotides. It is a transcript of the gene Pi3K68D, whose product is annotated as phosphatidylinositol 4-phosphate 3-kinase C2 domain-containing subunit beta. The record is from RefSeq and is a predicted model, not a curated record. Gene Ontology annotation, biological process: phosphatidylinositol 3-kinase/protein kinase B signal transduction; phosphatidylinositol-3-phosphate biosynthetic process; phosphatidylinositol-mediated signaling. The coding region runs from base 520 to 5859 and encodes 1779 amino acids. The transcript has 26 exons. NCBI's taxonomy places the organism in Eukaryota, Metazoa, Arthropoda, Insecta, Hymenoptera, Apidae. Gene Ontology annotation, cellular component: phosphatidylinositol 3-kinase complex; cytoplasm; plasma membrane. Gene Ontology annotation, molecular function: 1-phosphatidylinositol-3-kinase activity; phosphatidylinositol binding; 1-phosphatidylinositol-4-phosphate 3-kinase activity.
GUUAACACAAAAUUAGAAUUUCUAACUCUAAGCAAUCUCAUGCGUUUCAUAUAGGGCAUAGCUUUAAUCAAAUAAAGUUUGCUGGUUAAACAAAUCCAAAUAGUCAAUACACCGGAAAGAGUUAAUGUAACCUAACUGUAUACCGUCACUUUCAAUUACAUCCGCACUAUAGUCAGUCUUUCGUUACAUCGUAUCUUUGUAUUGAUUAUAAGAUGUAUCAUAUAUAUAUGUAUAUAUAAUACAGUAUUUCAUUGCAUAUAUGCCAGCUAUAUUUGUUAUGUCUUUUACCAAUGCAUUGUCUAUUAGUGGCAGCAGCUUCAAGUCAGUGCACUCUUCGUAGAACGAUUUGUGUAUAGGUAUUCAAGCUGAGUGUACAGUAUACGACAGCUAAUUAUACGAUCAAAAAUGUCAUUUUCUUAAUUAAGUGACAGUGCUUUUUCUUCAAACUGUAUCCCUCUUCUGCUUGAAAAUUUUCUGCAAUUUAUAAGAGCGAAAUACUUCGCUGAAAAUAAUGCCAGGAUGUCACACUAUAAUAGAAGUACAAAUAAUCAAAGAUCUGCGGUGAUUGAUUAUGAACGUCAGUUUCAAGAAGAUUUAGAACGUGCUCAAGCAUUAAGUUUAGAAAGUUUGGCAUUAGAAAAAUUUAAAUUACAAAAACAACGAUCAGAAUUUAAUAAUAUUCAACAACAACAUAUUGCACAAAGUCAUGAACAUGGAGGAAAUAAUUCUGUACAUAAUAGUUCAUCAGACAGAGAUAACAUGCAAUUUGAAAAAUUUCAGUGUAGAAGUAGACCAAGGCCUGGUUUCUGUAAUACUAAUCAAUCUAGAAAUGCUGUGAUAUUAGCACCACCACCUGUUCCAUCUAGAAGAAAUUCAACAACAGCUACAACAAGUCAAGAACAUACUGUUGAUUUGAUUAAUUUUACAAGUCCAGUUAAACAAGAUAAUUUAAAUGAUUAUUGUUCACCUCCAUUUCCACCUCCAAAAACAUCUCUGGAACCAAAAUGGGAAACUCAUUCUUCAUUGUUGAAAAAACAGGGAAGAAUAUCACGUAGCACUAGUUCUGCAGGUUAUCAUUCCAGAGAUUUUCGAUAUCAAUCUCUUUCUCCAGGCCCUAGAUCUUCUACUGCACCUUGUACACCAGGAACUCCAAAAAUUAGUCCUAUCAUGUCAAGAUCUAGUAAUAUUAACAGUAAUGUACCUGACAUAACACCACAACCUGCAUGGAAUCUUAAUGAUUUUAAAUAUUAUUUUUUUACACAGAUACCUCCACUACCUAUAAAUUACAGAUCAAGUAUUACUCCAUCUAUAUGUGGUGUUCAAAAAUCUACAUUUUGUACGGAUGAUGAACAACUAAAUGUAUUAAAAGUGAUAGAGAAAAAGCCAAAUAAUAAUCUUAUAGAUUUGAGUUCUUUUGAUCAAAUAGAAGAUAAAACAAAUGUUCGAGUUAGUGUAUUAGAAGCAUUUGAUCCAUUACUUGUUAAGACUGAAGAUCAAAAUGAUAAUGCGCAAGGGCAUAAAGAUGAAAUGCAAUCACAAGUUACUGGAUCGGUAUAUGACCCAUUUGAUCCUUUUGAUUAUAUGUAUAGCACAAAUGAAAGUGUUAAUUCAGAUCCAGUAUAUGUUGCUGUUGAAAAAUCUGCUAAAUCUCCAGCAGUAUCUCCAGCUGCACCACCUCCACUACCUCCUAGAAAUUCAUCAGCUUGGAAUACUAUUGAAAGAAGAAGAACUUCCUUAGAUAGAAGAAAACGACAAACACGUUUAUAUGAAAAUGUAACAGUAAGAAAAACUAGACCAUCACUUCGUGAUUGCGAUCUUAGAGCUUUCUAUGAAAUGAUAAAAUCUGUACGAAGUGAAUUUCCAUUUAAUAAUCCUAGUACAAAUAUUGGACAUAUAAUCAGUCCAAUGAUGGAGAACUUAUAUCCUGAAGGCACAAGUAUAAAAUUAGUAGUACAUCCACAAUUAAUAGAUUUUGACGAAAAUAUUCCGUCCAUUUCGUUCACGUGCGAUGUAAACUGUAGUAUUGAGCAUGUUAUUCUUAAUGUCGCUUGUUCCUUAGAAGAUGAAGGUACAGUAAAUAUAGAAAAAUAUUGUUUGAGAGUAUGGGGUUUAGCAGAAUAUUUUGCACCUAGUACAACUUUAGCGCAAUAUGAAUAUAUACAUCAAUGUAUCAAAUUAGAAAAAGAUAUUGAAUUAGCUAUUUUAACUAAAGCACAAAUAAAACGAUCAAUAGCACGAACACUGCAAGAUGAUAAUCGUGAUCAAUGUCUUAAACUAGAAGAUAUUCUUCCAAAUGAACCAGUACAACCUAUUUCGUAUGAUACGCUUCUUAUUUUGUUAGAAACUGUAGAAAAAGAAAUGGAACGUAUAGAAACUGCUGCUAUACAAUUGGCAACUACUAAUCAUGGAUCCAGUCUUUUACCACAAUUACAACCCCGUGGUGUUGUUCAAGCAAUAAAAGCAGUGUGUGCAUUAAUGGGAAAUAUAGAAACAUUUGAAAUCACAGAAGCUGUUGAUAAUUUCGUAAACGCAUGUUGUCAAUUUUUACCUCAAGUUCAUACAACAAAUAUAGAAUGCAAAAAACCCGAAAUUUUACAUGAAGAUGGAGAUUAUUCAGUAGUGACUUUAAGAACAAAAUUUCCAGACGUUAUUGCAUCUCAUUGUCGAAAAAUUCGCAAUGCAAUUCAAGAUCUUGUAGAAACUUAUUGUCAUGCAUUUAAAGUUGAUUUUGAAUUAAAUAGCAAGGGAGAAAUUCCAACAAAUAUAUUAAUCUCGUCUGAAGUAUUAGAUACUAUUUUAGUUCGCGUUGGAGCAUUGCACAGAUUACCGGGAUCAUGGAAGCAUGAUGAUUAUAUCAUCGCAGCUCAAAUAUUUCAUGGAACAAGGCCUGUUGGAACUCCUGUUUUAUCUGAACCUAUGGCAGUCAGUUCUAAUUUUUAUCCGAGAAUUUUAUUUAAUGCAUGGCUAGAAUUUCGCGGAAUAAGCGUAUGUCAAGUACCAAGAGAAGCUAGAUUAGUACUGGUUUUGUAUGGUCGUACAUUGCAACCUACUGAACAUGAAUCUAAUUCCUCAGCAGAAAAUAUCAUGCAGAAAGAAGAAUUAGGAUGGGGAGCAAUUCAAUUUUUUGAUUAUGAAGGAAUUAUGAGCCAAGGAAGCUUUUUUUUAUCACUUUGGCCAGCAAUUGCUGAUAAAAGAUUAGGUCCUGCUCCAGCACCUGGAAUUCAUCCUCAUGGAGAUACUCAUGCUAUUAUUGGUGUGGAAUUACCUGAUUAUGGAGGAAGAGUAUUAUUCCCGACAGAAUUACGUGAUUAUGAUGUAGAAUCUCUUGAUUUUAAUUCAUUGGAUCAGAAUACACAAGAAUUAUUAAUAGAUAUCACACAACAAACUACAUUUUCAAAACCACUUAUUGAAGAAAGAGAAAUUUUAUGGGAAAAACGACAUUAUUUACACGAUAAACCUGAAGCUUUACCUAAAGUACUUUUAGCUGCUCAUAGUUGGGAUUGGGCAUGUUUACCUGAUCUUCAUGCAUCUCUUAGAAUUUGGAAUCCUUUGCCUCCUGUUCAAGCUUUACAAUUAUUAUUACCUUGUUUUCCAGAUAUGAAAGUUAGAGAAAUGGCAGUUGGAUGGAUUCGAGAAUUAAGUAAUGACGAACUUGUAGAUUAUUUACCACAAUUAUUACAAGCAUUAAAACAUGAAACAUAUGAAACAUCUCCACUUACAAAGUUUUUAUUAGAACGAGCCUUACUCUCUCCACGUGUAGCCCAUCAUAUUUAUUGGUUAUUAACCCAAGCAUUGCCAGGACAAAGUCCUCAAAAUUCUGCUGAAACUACACCAGAAGAUGAUAAAAAUAUUAGUUCAGCACGUUAUCAUAGAAGAUUGCAAUUAAUGCUACGAGCAUUACUGGCCGUUAUAGGAGAUGCAUUAAGAAAUAGUUUUCUUACACAACAAUUACUUGUUAAAAACUUACAUGAAGUAGCAGAAAAUAUUAAGCAGACAAAAGAAUCAUUACGUUUGGAUACUCUUAAAAUUGGUUUACAAAAUAUACAUUGUCAAUUAAUGGAAGAUGAUGGUACUUGUUUACCAUUAUCUCCUAGUAAACAAGUAUUUGGUAUAAAUGUACAAAGUUGUUCGUAUUUUCCAUCACUUACUCUUCCUUUGAAAAUUAAUUUCAUUAGUUGUGAUGAUGUAAUUUGUUCAGCGAUUUUUAAAGUUGGAGAUGAUUUACAGCAAGAUAUGUUAACUCUUCAAAUGGUUCGUAUUAUGGAUAAACUCUGGUUAAAAGAAGGUCUUGAUCUCAAAAUGGUAACAUUUGCAUGUGUACCUACUGGUCAUAAACGUGGAAUGAUAGAAAUGGUUACAAAUGCAGAAACGUUAAGAAAAAUACAGGUUGAAUUUGGCUUAACUGGAUCAUUUAAAGAUCGUCCGAUUGCUGAAUGGUUGGCAAAACAUAAUCCUUCAGAAUUGGAAUACGAACGAGCAGUUGAGAAUUUCACAGCAUCUUGUGCGGGUUAUAGCGUUGCUACUUAUAUUUUAGGAAUUUGUGAUAGACAUAAUGACAAUAUUAUGUUAAAAACAUCAGGUCAUUUAUUUCAUAUUGAUUUUGGAAAAUUUUUGGGUGAUGCACAAAUGUUUGGAAAUUUUAAAAGGGAUAGAACGCCAUUCGUAUUAACAUCUGACAUGGCUUAUGUUAUAAAUGGUGGAGAUAAACCAUCAGCUAAAUUUCAUCAUUUCGUGGAUUUAUGUUGUCAAGCAUUUAAUGUAGUACGAAAACAUGGAAAUUUACUUCUCCAUCUUUUUGGAUUGAUGACUUCAUCUGGUAUUUCUGGUGUGACUGUGGAUGCAGUUAGUUAUGUACAAAAAGCUCUUCUUCCAGAGCAAACAAAUCCUGAAGCAGCUGCAACAUUUGCUCGAAUGAUAGAAAGUUCACUCAAAAGUUGGUUUACACAAUUUAAUUUCUUUCUACAUAAUUUAGCACAACUUAGAUUUUCGAGUGAUCAUAAUGAUGGAGCAUUAUUAUCUUUUAUACCUCGUACAUAUACAAUGCAACAAGAAGGACAGUUAACAAGCGUUCAAGUACAUGGAUAUCAAAAACGAUAUGAUCCUGAAAAAUAUUAUAUGUAUAUCUUGCGUAUAGAACGAAAGGGUCAUGCAGAUCCUACUUAUUUAUUUCGAUCAUAUAAAGAAUUUUGUGAAUUUUAUCAAAAAUUAUGUAUACAUUUUCCUCUUGCAAAACUUGCUAGCUUACCAAGCGGUAUUAGCGUCGGAAGAUCUAACAUAAAACAAGUUGCUGAUAAAAGACGAGCAGAUAUUGAAAAAUUUCUUGUAAGUUUAUUCAAAAUGGCACCAGAAAUUUCUCAGAGUGAUUUAGUAUAUACUUUCUUUCAUCCAUUGUUAAGAGAUCAACAAAAUGCUGAUAUUCAUUUAAGCAAAGUAAAAGUUGGUAAUUGGUGGGCUGAAAAGCGAGUAAGAGAUAACGUACAAAGUGGACAAAUUAAAAUGUCUCUUCAUUAUACACGUGGAACAUUUUAUGUGAUGGUUUAUCAUGCUAGAGGCUUGCCUAAAGUAGCUAAUUGUCAGGAACCAAAUACAUAUGUUAAAGUUUAUCUUAAACCAGAUCCUACUAAAAAGACAAAACGAAAAACAAAGGUUGUAAAGAAAAAUUGUCAUCCCUCAUUUAUGGAAAUGCUAGAAUAUAGAAUGGCUUUGGAUGUUAUUAAAGAAAGAACUCUGGAAGCUACAAUAUGGAAUCACGAUACUUUACAAGAAAACGAAUUUCUUGGAGGAAUACGUUUACCGCUUAGACGUUUUGAUUUAACAAUUGAAACAAUUGAAUGGUUUUCACUUGGAAGUAUUCGAUGAAUGAAUUGUCAAUUGAAAUUUAAGAAAAGAUUUAUUAAUGUUUAUAAAUAUUUGCUUUAAUAAUACGCACAAUAUUAACUAUAAAAUUUUUUUGAAUUAAAAUGCACAACUAUAAUAGUGCAAUAAGAAAAAUAGAAUGAUCGACACGUGCUUUUAAUAUUUAGUGAAAAUGCUUCUUAAAAAGUUAUAACAUUGUACAAUCUAUUAUAUAAAAUUACAUUCAACUAAUGUAUACAUAAACAAGAGAGGCAUAUUUCAUAAAAUUAUUCUCUUUGCAAGAAUUGCCAAAGUAUAAAA